Pelobates fuscus (common spadefoot toad) is the source of this 1961-nucleotide messenger RNA. RefSeq names its product tumor protein p63 regulated 1 like (gene TPRG1L). The record is from RefSeq and is a predicted model, not a curated record. NCBI's taxonomy places the organism in Eukaryota, Metazoa, Chordata, Amphibia, Anura, Pelobatidae. The transcript has 5 exons. The coding region runs from base 84 to 878 and encodes 264 amino acids. Gene Ontology annotation, cellular component: cytoplasm.
GCCAUGUAGCGGAUGUGACGUCACGGGGUGAGGAAGUCAGCGGAUGUAAACAGUGUGGGUGUGUGGCUGUGUCGGCGUUGGACAUGUUGCAAUUCAAUGAUUCCGACACCAGCCCCGCCGCCUUGGAGCUGCAGCUCAGCCCCGACAAGAGCUCGGCUACCCCACAACAACCCUCCGGCUAUAACCUGCAGUCCCUGCGCUGCCUCACCGUGCACAACCCCACCAUGCAGGCCCGAGUCAAGGAGUACUUCGUGUUCCGGCCUGGAACUCUUGAACAAGCUGUGAAUGAUAUUCGUAUGGUUGUUUUGCCCACAGAGGAUGGUGAAGUACACAGUGUCUGGCUACUCACUGAAGUUGAUCAUUGGAAUAAUGACAAAGAACGUCUGGUACUAAUCACUGAUAAAUCUCUCUUGAUCUGCAAGUAUGAUUUCAUUAGCUUGCAGUGUCUGCAAGUGAUCAGAGUGUGCCUCAACGCCAUUGAUACUAUUUCUAUUGGAGAGUUUGAGUUCCCUCACAUGUCUCUCAGCAAACGAGAAGGUAUUGGAAUUCGUAUUCUCUGGAAUAAAAGCAGCCGCACCUCUUUUGUAAAUAAGUGGAAUCCCUGGUCAAACAAUAUGCCUUACACUACAUUCACUGAGCAUCCCAUGGCUUUAGCAGAAGAUAAGAUUGUUCCACUGUGCAAGUUGGAAAACUUCCGCGUCCAGUUGAUUCAGGCAGUAAAGAGAGCGCAUCGGGAGAAUCCAUUGCCAGGAAGAGCUAAUGGGGUACUUGUUUUGGAACAUCCACUAAUGAUUGAAACUUAUGUGGGACUAAUGUCUUUCAUCAACAAUGAGGCCAAACUUGGAUACUCUAUGUCAAGAGGCAAAAUCGGAUUUUAAUUAAGAAAAGGAAAAAAAAUCCAUGCCUUUUGUUUAAAGUUGCAUUUACGUGGAUCUCUUGAAUGGCUACAUUUCCUUCAUCUCAAAAAAAAAAAAAAAACAACAAAAUUGAGUAAGGUAUAUCUAGGGCAAUGAUGGGCAGCCAACAGCUCACAUGACCCUAUUGCCAGUAAUAGGCUGCCAAUUCUAAAUCUACAAUCAGUGCCAACCAAUCGGCUGUGACUGGCAAAGGAUCAUGACAUAGUAUUUUAGCAGCAGGACAACAAUUUAUCUAUCGCGGAUAGGAAAAGAAAACAAAACAAGUUUCUGAUCAAACAUGUUUUUCAUAUGGACCAGAUUUUACCCAUAGCGCAAAUAAGAUCUGCUUUAACCAAGUACUAAAAGUUUAAGUAUACAUUUCUAUAGUAAAAGUGCAAGUAAACAUAGAUUUAAAAUAUUAAAAUACAUACUUACCCAUACGUUCUGUUCAGAUAUUAUGUGAUGCAUGUUUCCCCCAGAAUGCCAAAAUAGGCACAUAAUUCCAUGGCAUUCUAAGUUAGAGGUGAGCAUUGUAAAAUACAUGCAGGAGUCUCGGGAAUUCAGUGACCAUCACUGUAGUUGAUAUAUCUAGAUCAGCUGCAAAGGGGUAUUAGCCUGAUCUUUCUGUAUUGAAAUACUGUAUCAAGAAUUGUGUAUGAUGUCACCAGGUGAAAAUCAACCUCUUGCGGUUGGCAUAAUUUGUUCACAAGCACAAAAUACAGUGUAUUUCACAGUCCAUGAAAAAUACAAUGUAUCAUUUAAUGUGUAUAUAGCUUUGUGUGUUAAUAUGUUUGUAGUGUUGACUUUCAAAUUCUGUAUUUAAUUUAUGGCCUAUGUUUGUCCUUGGAUAAACGGAUGUAUUACUUUUAGUACUUUGCAAAGAUGAUGCACCUUAUUCCUACAUGCCAAGUAACUAAACGCCUUCCUACAGUUUGGUUUGAUUGAUAAUUACUUGUCAAAAGUGUGUUGCACAUGGAAUUGUAUUUUGAUCAGUUUGAUUGUAACAAAGGCCACUGGAUUUUCCCUCUUUCACUUCACAUUACUUUGUUGGGGCUUAUUGUCUAA